GGGUCAACUAAACUGCGUCUUCCAAGCUGCUGCAAAAAUCGCAUUGGGGUUCCGAGAAAACGCAGGAUUUCCUGUGGCAUUGCUUACAUAUCAAAGUUUUAGAUCCGUUAAAGUGCUCAACCCAUUUUAAUCUCCGUCGGUUUCAUGUCUUAUUCAAAACCAUCUUAUCCGUACGUGCCCUAGACUACACAUCAACGAAGUUAGUCUGCAAGAAGUCGUCGAAAAUGUCCGAAGCCACAGUCGCCGACACUCGCCGGUUAAACUCCAAACCGCAGGACCUGACGGACGCUUACGGGCCUCCCAGUAACUUUCUGGAAAUCGACGUGUACGAUCCGCAGACUAUAGGAGUUGGUCGUAAUCGGUUCACCACUUAUGAAGUCCGGAUGAGGACGAACCUUCCUAUUUUCAAACUGAAGGAGUCAUGUGUAAGACGAAGAUACAGCGACUUCGAAUGGCUGAAAAAUGAGCUGGAGAGAGACAGCAAGAUUGUUGUGCCUCCUUUGCCUGGAAAAGCAUUAAAGCGACAGCUCCCAUUCCGUGGAGAUGAGGGCAUUUUUGAAGAGUCCUUCAUAGAGGAGAGGCGAUCUGGACUUGAACAGUUCAUCAACAGAAUUGCAGGUCAUCCUUUGGCCCAGAACGAACGCUGUCUUCACAUGUUCCUGCAGGAUGAAAGUAUUGACCGGAACUACAUUCCUGGAAAAGUACGGCAGUAGGGUUUUCCAAACUGGGACGAGGGAGGGUCUUCUUUCUCCGGUUUUGAGCUUCUAUUCCCAUUCGUCUGCAAGCAGUGCAGAGUAACAUUUAUUUUUACACCAAGCAAAUUUAGAUUUGUGAUGAACCAUGCAGGACUUAAUUUCUUUGGGCCGAUCGUGUGUCUGGGAGUUUCUCUUUAUACACACAUUGUAUUUCUUUUACAUCUAUACAAUGUACUUAUUAGCGUACGUGUGCGUACAUUAAAAAUAACUACAUUAAGCUGUAGCACUGUAUAGCGAAGAGUGUUGGCUCAUAUCUUUGUCCUCUCUGGCAACUGUUGUCCAAACAUGCACGAAUGCUUACUCAUUACAUGUGAGUGGAUGGAUUGUGAUCCCAAAAAUGUUCUCGUUCAAGCUUAAGGUGUACUUGAUAGUAGUCAUGUGACCAUCAGCAAGACUAUAAUGGACUUGUCAGUAUUAUUAUUAACCAAUGAAACAGACGAAUGUUGCUUGUGUCUCUCUUAUCCAUCUCAUGCGUAGUUUGAACAUGAAAAAAGUAGAAUCUCAUAAAAAUGUGAGUGUUGACAAUAUUGAUUAACUUUAAAGCUUUACUUCAAUGUUCAGGCGCAUUUGAUUAUUAGAGAGCCGUUUUAAUUCCAAUUUUAUGUGAGAUUAUUUGUUUCUGAGAAUAUGUAUGCGUAUGCCGUUGUUCAGUAAGUCUUGAUAGUAGUAAACAAAUUUUUUUAAAGAAAUUGCAGAGCCCUAAUAAAUGUGGAGUAUAUCAGGAUUGUUUGGUAUAUGUAUUAAUACAUCUAACAGUAGACUUGAUUUUGGCUAGCAGCUAGGGGACAUUCACCGACAUAUAUUUUACUUAGUUACACAAUAUGCCCUUUUGUCAUAUUAAUACACAGUUGUCCCUUUUUUGUAUGAAAUACAUUUUGAGACCUGUAUUUUAUGCAAAAUUUUGUAUUGUGUUAAACUCCAGGAUAUGUCCUGAAUACGAGUUAAUCAUGUAAACAAAUCCAAAAGCAGCCCCCUCAGAGGACAAAAUAUGUGCCAACUGCGUAAGAGUUGUCCUGCCAAAGUUCAGUCAUUUGUCUCCGAAUGACUCUAUAUUUAUGUUUUCUCCUGUGUUCAUCAAUUUGUGCCUGUGACGUUUGUCUGUAAAUAAAGUAAAACAGAAAUACGGAGCACUGGCUUGAGAUUUUAUAUCGGAAAGUUUCUUAUUCUGUUUAUUCUCUCUUCCAUUUUAGGUGUGAAUGAAGUCCCUGUCCUGGAUUCAUCUACUCUACCAUCUUAUUCCUGCACAUCAGUCAGAGCCUUUUACACCUGCAGUCCAUAUUAUCUUCUGUAUAUAUACAUUUCUAUUCUCAGAUAUAGCUAGGCUACAACAUCUGUACCCAGAGAAUGAACUCAUCUGUGUGCUGUAUUUAUACCUCACAACCUCAGUUUUGGGGAAAAAUAUACAUGCUUUAUCAGUUGAACAAAACAAAUAUAAAACAUUCCUUUCUGUUAUUUCCUCCAAAAAGAAAUAAAAGCUAUUCCACACCUUAGUGUAUUCUUAAUCUGUCACAAUGCGAAAUACUUAAAACAUGAUACUAAAAUGAAAGAUUGUAAUUGGAAAUUAAACCAACAAACUUCUAAACAUUUUAACUCUACCUUCCCUUCUCAUGGAUCAAGAUUAUACUAACUCCUAAAAUGUAGCAGUUCAGACCGAGCUGAAACUGGGACCCCCUCAUGUCUUCCGUUAUUACAUUCCUUGUUUCAUUUUUAUCCUUCAACAUGACCAAACGUGUUACAAGAGGUUUACAACCAUUUUCAAUUGUAUUUCUUUUUGCUUAGUGUCAGUGUAAUGGGAAUGUACAUAUUCAAUCACUGUGAAAUUCAUUAUGAAAAAAUAUGCCAUACUGUUAUAUUUGUAAAAGCCAUCUCUUUAAAACAUUUAUUCUUGUUCUUUUCUGUCCCUUUUAUUAUCUGGACUGUGUGUAAAGAAAAUGGCACUGUUUUUUUAAGCAGCUAGCAAACCCUUCUACCCAUGAAUAAACCAUAUCUGUCUCCUUUA
Molecule: messenger RNA, 2754 nt
Organism: Paramisgurnus dabryanus
Lineage: Eukaryota; Metazoa; Chordata; Actinopteri; Cypriniformes; Cobitidae
Gene: snx12
Product: sorting nexin 12
Biological process (GO): late endosome to Golgi transport; endocytic recycling
Cellular component (GO): retromer complex; early endosome membrane
Molecular function (GO): phosphatidylinositol-3-phosphate binding
Source: RefSeq, a predicted model, not a curated record